Molecule: messenger RNA, 996 nt
Organism: Microthlaspi erraticum
Lineage: Eukaryota; Viridiplantae; Streptophyta; Magnoliopsida; Brassicales; Brassicaceae
Source: the annotation of a GenBank genome assembly
AUGCCACUGUUCCUCCGGCGAUCCUUUUCUCCCUCCGUCGUCUCCUCCUUCUUCUUCCGCCGUUGCUCCAUGGCUUCCAAAUCCAUCUCCUCGGAUCCAAUCAACCCAUCAAACACCCGAAUCGGGUGGAUCGGAACCGGCGUCAUGGGCCGAUCAAUGUGCGGACACCUAAUCAGAGCCGGAUACUCCGUCACCGUCUUCAAUCGCACCAUUUCCAAAGCCCAGACACUUCUCGACAUGGGUGCGAAGCUAGCUGACUCUCCGAGCUCACUCGCUGCACAAUCCGACGUCGUUUUCUCAAUCGUCGGUUACCCUUCCGACGUCCGUCACGUCCUCCUCGAUCCAAACUCCGGCGCUUUGUCCGGUCUAAAUCCAGGCGGCGUCCUCGUCGACAUGACUACCUCAGAGCCUUCGUUAGCCGAGGAGAUAUCCGAAGCAGCCUCCUCCGCGAACUGCUUCUCAAUCGACGCUCCUGUCUCCGGCGGAGACCUCGGUGCUAAAAACGGAAAGCUAGCGAUAUUCGCCGGAGGAGACGAAGCCACCGUGAAGCGUCUAGAUCCGCUUUUUUCGCUGAUGGGCAAAGUGAAUUUCAUGGGAGCAAGCGGGAAAGGCCAAUUCGCGAAGUUAGCGAAUCAAAUCACGAUCGCGUCGACGAUGUUAGGGCUCGUGGAAGGGAUCAUCUACGCUCACAAGGCCGGGCUCGAUGUUAGGAAGUUUCUCGAAGCGAUUUCCACCGGAGCCGCUGGUUCCAAGUCGAUUGAUUUGUACGGCGACCGGAUUCUGAAGAGGGAUUUCGAUCCAGGGUUCUACGUUAACCAUUUCGUGAAAGAUUUAGGGAUUUGUUUGAAGGAAUGUGAGAGGAUGGGAUUGGCUUUGCCUGGAUUAGCUCUUGCUCAGCAGCUUUACUUGUCUCUCAAGGCACAUGGUGAAGGUGAUCUUGGUACUCAAGCUCUCAUCUUGGCUCUUGAGCGCCUCAACAAUGUCUCUGUUUCUUGA